This is a messenger RNA of Colletotrichum abscissum, 306 nucleotides long. RefSeq lists its product as uncharacterized. Bases 1 to 306 code for a protein of 101 amino acids. The record is from RefSeq and is a predicted model, not a curated record. Lineage: Eukaryota; Fungi; Ascomycota; Sordariomycetes; Glomerellales; Glomerellaceae. The transcript is spliced from 2 exons.
AUGGGCAAGGGACAGUCUGAGUCGGUGGACUGUGCCCAUCAUCCGAUCUGCUGGGUGAUCUCUGUGGCCUGGUCGCCGCCCGAGGGUCCCAAAGACGGGCAGCACGCAGUUUGUCCUUCUCAGAGUGCGAGUCUGAGCUUGCACCUGUCUUCCCCAGCCAAAAUCAUCCCCCAGUCCGGUAGCCCGGACUCCCAGCGCCUGGCGGAUAUUGGCCGUGAUGAGGCGUUAAGAGGUCUCGCUCCUUGUGCCUCGCAUUUGCCUCACCUUCGGCCCAUUGCUACGGUUUUCUUUGCCAGGCCCGCCUAG